Molecule: messenger RNA, 1328 nt
Organism: Triplophysa rosa
Lineage: Eukaryota; Metazoa; Chordata; Actinopteri; Cypriniformes; Nemacheilidae
Gene: mrgbp
Product: MRG/MORF4L binding protein
Exons: 5
Coding region: 77-691 (204 amino acids)
Biological process (GO): regulation of transcription by RNA polymerase II
Cellular component (GO): NuA4 histone acetyltransferase complex; nucleus
Source: RefSeq, a predicted model, not a curated record
UCCUCCCGUUAUUCGCGCAAGCUAGCCCUACUUGCAGCAGUGCGGCGUCUGUCACUGUCUGUGUUAGCGGAGAAACAUGGGCGAAGCAGAGAUAGUGCCAUCGGACGAAAAGCAAGCUGAAAUCUGUACCCCUGAUGAAUCAAUUGUAUGGAGUCAAGAGGUUGAAGUGUGUCUUUUUCACGCCAUGUUGGGUCAUAAACCUGUAGGGGUGAAUCGUCAUUUUCACAUGAUCUGUAUUCGUGAUAAAUUCAGUCAGAAUAUCGGCAGACAGGUGUCAUCUAAAGUCAUCUGGGAUCAUCUCAGCACCAUGUAUGACAUGCAGGCACUGCACGAAUCAGAAAUACUCCCCUUUCCCAACUCAGAAAAAAGCUUUGUGCUGCCCGAAGAGAUCAUACAAGAUGUUAAAGAAGGUAAAGUGGCAUCUGAAGAUGAUGCAAAGGAAGACAUCAAAGAGGAGAGCGACCCUCCCACCACGCACGAAGAAGGCAGCAAUUCCUCCGUGAAGACGUCGGAGAGAUCGGGCAGCGGGCGCGAGAAAGAGCGGGCCGAGAGGGGGGGCUCAGGUGAGACGGGCAGCGGGUCGUCAAAAGAAACAGUCGGGGAAAAGAGGAAGAGGAGCCGAGCCGUGGAGAAGGUGAUGAACUCCAGCAACCCCUCCAGUCCGGGAGGAGCCAAGCGCCGCAGGACGUAGCAACAGCGGGACGUUUUGGGAAACCAGACGUUUGAAUGGACUGACUGAUCCGAAGGGUUGAGAGAGAUUUGUAGCCAAUGUUGGUCAUAGUAGAGCCAAUGUAAAAGUGAAAGUGACAUGAAAGAAAUGUGGGAUGCUCGUGUGCGUUAUCUGCAGUCCAGGGUUUCAAAGGUGCUCCUGUGCUUUAUUCUCAGCUGUUCAUGAGAAGGCAGCAUUGAGAAAGAAAAGCCUUUGGUGGGUGUGAAGGGUCAGACUAGACCGGACAAGUACUGUAUGAUAAGCAACGUUAAGCUAUCCUCAGCUGAGAUUGAAAACAAAACAGAGCUGGGGCAUGUUAUGUAUUUUAUUUUGGGAGGACAUUUUAAGUGGUGGUUUUAUUUUUGUCAUGGACCUCUUGGGUUAAUCCAGAGAAUUAACCAGUUUGUUUUGUGAUUUUAGGAUUACACGGCAGUCUAAAUGAUCUUUUGUGUCUUGUGUUAUUAUAUGUAUGAAACAACACAUGAUUCUGUUACUAAAUGGCCACUGUUCAGAUGCUUAGAAAAUUGUUUCUGAGUCAUGGCUGUUUGAGAUAUUUGACCGAAUGUGUACACACACAUCUGGUGUAAUUCCCUAAUAAAAAAGCGUUGUUCUGCUUUGA